Molecule: messenger RNA, 1428 nt
Organism: Symbiodinium natans
Lineage: Eukaryota; Dinophyceae; Suessiales; Symbiodiniaceae
Source: the annotation of a GenBank genome assembly
AUGUCCUUCUUCUGGCAACUGCCGGAGAAAGAUGCACUUGCAGACCUGCCAGAUCCUGGCGCCGACGAGGAGGAGAAGCGUGUCAAGGAAGCCGCCUUGAAGAGGCCAGGCAUGCUGGGACUGGUGAAUGAGGAAGACAAAGCGGCCGAGCCCGCUGUUCAGUGGCCACCAGUGAAGCCUCUGCCACCAGCAGAGUCAGACCGCCGCAGCCGCGGUGGGCGUGACAGACGAAGGCGCGGCGGCUCAGAGAAGGUCCCGGACACUUACGCCCAGGACUUCAGGGGCUAUGGCCAGAAUCAUGGUCACAGCGAUGACAAGCUAAGAAAGCCGCGAGACAACGGCUGGCCUCUAGACCGUGGCCAACGCCGGCGCCCCGAGCUUGGAAAGGGCCGCACAGGCAAGGGCGGCUAUAAAGGAGAUGAGAAGGGCAGCGUUGGCAAGAAUGGCUACGGCAUGGGCAAAGGCUUUUACAAAGGCUACGAAAAGUUCGACAAGCCCGAGCGUCGCUUUGCUGCCGAGUUUGAGGGUCUCGGCUCUUUUUGCACCAGCCUCCGCGUGUGGAGGCUCGCAGCUCAUUUGUCAAGGAUCAACGGUCCCUUGCCACUGGCCGCAGGAGACGGUGGAGGCAAAGGCCCGCCAGAAAAGGGAAGAGCAAGAGCAGCAGACACGCGUGGCACCCUUAUGGCAUAUGGGUUCUUGAGACAGCCUGAGAAGAUCCGUGAAGUCCUUGCCGCGGCUCAGACAUCCCUCCGUAUGGCCACCUCCGCAGAGGAACUUGAGAAGGCCAUAGGCUUGGCCAAGGACGUACCAGAGCACGAGUGGAAUGUGCAUGCUAUUGCAUGUAUUAUGCUGGUCUCCGAACGUUCCAAUUACUCCAGGCAAGCAAGCCAUUACUCAACGCUCUUGCAGCAUAAAGUUAGCCUCUUGAUCUUGCCAAGUCGCCUGGAGUUUCAAUGGCGAAGGCGCUCAGACUCGCGGCGCGGGAGGUCCCGCUCCAUGCGGCGUCACAAUGACGGCCGUUCCCCACCUCGGCGGCGCUCGGAGUCACGGAAAAGGUCGCCUCCUCGACGGCCAGCACACUCCCAGUCGAGGUCACGCAGUGACGGCGCUGAUGGCAGGGAAGCUCGCAAACCACGUCCGGUCAUCACACCAGGGGGUGGCAUCGAGUCUGUGGAGGCCAAAGUGGUUGAUGCUCGAACUCGCCACAGCGGAGAGCCUACCUUCCAAGCAGAGGUCUAUUUGGGCCUUGAUGCUGCCGCCGCAGGCCGUCAGAGAACGAUGUGCAUCCGCGGGCCCUGUCGGGUCGACAGAGACCAAGCGCAAGAAGAUGCCGACAAAAUGGAGGACGCCGCCAAGGAUGGCAUCAAGGCUGUGCGGGAGAUUGCCGCAAAGAUGAAGAGGUCUCGAAUUUCCACAACUCCGGCCUGA